GUUUGAAGACGGAAAGUUUCACCAUUUGUGCGAGUCUCUUUCAACAUAGACACAAUCUGCGACUUAAAAUGUUCAACCUUGAUCUGAUUUCCGACCGCGUCGCCAGAGCUAAUCUGGAAAAACGUCGCAAAAACGAAAGCGCAAGGCAAGAACGCAUUUUUAACGACAAAGUGAGGCUGAUUGGGAUUGACAAAGAAGCCUUGGACAUGCAGGUGAAAGAGAAGAAGAGACAAGAAGAAGAGGCAAAAAUGAAUCAAAACACCUACGAAGCUGAUAUACUCCAGCAUGUCAAAGUAGCCAACCUCCUUCAGCGCAGACAGGAGAAGGAGAAGCGUGACAUGGAGAAAACCCAAGUGACCUACCGGCAUCAGCACCAGCAACUGUGGAGCCGGCGCGAGUUCGAUCUCAAUGACCCUGACCGCUUCAGAAAAAUGGACGAAAGCGAUGCUCAGAUGAUGCUCCCUGGCCUGGUGGGUGAGGACCGGGACAGUAAGAGCAGACUGCUGAGACAGAAGGAGCAGCUCAGGGAGUGGCUCAUCCAGCAGCAGACUGAACAGGAGGCAGAAAGGCAUCAGCAAAAGAUAGAAGAUCAGAGCUAUGACCAAAGCAGGGUAGAAAUGGACAACAAGGCUGCAGAGCUUCAGAACAUUGAGAUGGAAAGGAGAAAGGCAGCUGCGUUUGCCACUAAUGACUAUAACAUGACCAAGAUUGAGGAGAAACGACAUCAGGAGGAAAGUAAUGCUCAGGAGAGCCACCUGCAAGAAUGUGCUCUGGGAUCGGUGGGAGUGCCCGGCCUGUGCCCCAGCAAAAAGAGAGAGCCUCCUGAGAACCUGCAGCAGGUCAUUCAGUUUCAGAGAAACCAAGUCGAGGAGAAGAAGAGGAUCGAGUUGGAAAGAAAGCAGGAAGAGGAACGCUACGAUCGCCUCCGCGUGGACUCUGCUCGUACAGCUCUGCUGAUGGAGAGGCAGCAGGCCAGGUUGGACAAGCAGCUGAGAAGGAACCUAGACAGCAUCAACGUUCAACUGGCUCAAACACACAAACUACAGAAGCCAGACAUUGAAAAAGGGCGUAUAGAAGACAGCUUCUUCUCAAAGUUUAACACCUGCAGCAGAUGA
Molecule: messenger RNA, 1115 nt
Organism: Nematolebias whitei (Rio pearlfish)
Lineage: Eukaryota; Metazoa; Chordata; Actinopteri; Cyprinodontiformes; Rivulidae
Gene: ribc2
Product: RIB43A domain with coiled-coils 2
Exons: 7
Coding region: 69-1115 (348 amino acids)
Source: RefSeq, a predicted model, not a curated record